Clunio marinus is the source of this 321-nucleotide messenger RNA. NCBI's taxonomy places the organism in Eukaryota, Metazoa, Arthropoda, Insecta, Diptera, Chironomidae. The record is from the annotation of a GenBank genome assembly.
AUGAAAAAUGUUGCUUUAGUCCGUAUAAAAGCUUCGCCAUUUUACCCCUUCCAAGUUCCAAGAAUAGUUGAACAUCCUAUUGAUACAACAGUCCCGAGAAAUGAUCCCGUGACGAUAAACUGCAAAGCCGAGGGCAUUCCGGAGCCAAAUAUUGUCUGGUACAAAGACGGGGUGCCACUUAAAGUUACUCAACAUCGAGUCUUUUUGCCAGCGGGAAUGAAAAUGGCACUUGGAUUGCCUGAUGAUUUGACAAGGGAAAGAAUUAAAAAGAACUUCCAGGAAAUCCAAUCUCCAACAAAAUGUUUUGCUUUAAAUGUUUAA